Messenger RNA from Trichoderma citrinoviride, 150 nucleotides. RefSeq lists its product as hypothetical. The record is from RefSeq and is a predicted model, not a curated record. The transcript has a single exon. Lineage: Eukaryota; Fungi; Ascomycota; Sordariomycetes; Hypocreales; Hypocreaceae. The annotation marks the transcript as partial.
AAAACAGUCGGCACCAGCGAAACGAGCGCAAUGCGGGCGGCAGACGACGUUGUUGCUGGUGACCUGGUGUUUGGCUGUGAUGCAGGGCGACGGCGAGGUACUCACAAGAUAGGCGCGUUGUGUUGCGACGAAGACGCGGGUGCUGUGGUU